This is a messenger RNA of Eleginops maclovinus (Patagonian blennie), 2041 nucleotides long. Its product is annotated as protein enabled homolog. NCBI's taxonomy places the organism in Eukaryota, Metazoa, Chordata, Actinopteri, Perciformes, Eleginopidae. The record is from RefSeq and is a predicted model, not a curated record. Bases 1 to 1395 code for a protein of 464 amino acids. The transcript has 10 exons.
AUGUUGAGUGCCACAAUCAGAAAAACAUGUGAAGGGCUGGGCCCCUCACUAGAGAUCCAUACAAUCGAGUCCCUUGAAAGGGACAAAGUGAGCCUGGAGGAGGGGGAGGAGGAGGAGGAGGAGGAGGAGGAGGAGGAGGAGGAGGAGGAGGAAGAGGGACACAGCCAGUACCUAACAAUGAGAGUCCUUAGCGGUUUGACAUGUUUCGACGGGAGGAGGGGGGAGGACCUGUCAGAAGAAGGAGAGCAGGAAGAACCUUUUGGGCGACCUGUCACACUGAAAGUGUCCGUCCUGAAGCAGGACAAGGACACAUACAGUUCUCACACGGAUAUCUCAGCCACCUGCACAGUCGUGGUGCCCUUCAACUUGGACCCGGCACAAUUUAAACAGGCCCUAACGGAGAAAGUCCAGAGCAUUCCAGCUGAAUUCAACUACGGAGAUUUUUUGUCCUCGAUGCACUGUGUCCAAGGGAAAUUAGAUCAGGGUGCUGCUCCAUCUCAAACUCAAGAUCCCUCCCAGCCUCAACCAUUACCCGGCACAGCUCGGGUUGUUCCCCAAGUUGAGGAAUCACUGUCACAAUACAGCCCAUCCCCACCUAACAAUCCAUCCCCACCUCACCACCCAUCCCCACCUAACAAUCCAUCCCCACCUCACCACCCAUCCCCACCUAACAAUCCAUCCCCAGCUCACAGCCCAUCCCCACCACCUCACAGCGCAUCCCCACCACCUCACAGCGCAUCCCCACCACCUCACAGCCCGUCGCCACCACCUCACAGCGCAUCCCCACCACCUUACAGCGCAUCCCCACCACCUCACAGCGCAUCCCCACCAUCUCACAGCCCGUCGCCACCAGGCAGCUCCUCGGCACAACGCAGCCCCUCCCCACCAGCCACUGUACACAUAGAUGUUGCAACUUUGUUGCAGCGUCUCCAAAGCAGGCUAAAAAAUGACAUCGUACGAGCCAAUCAAAUUAAUGCUUUCCGAGGGGAAGAAUUGGAUUGUGCCAUAAGAGCAUUUUGCAGGGCCAGUUUUGAGCCAGAAACAAAAAUCGAUGUCAUUUUUGUCGACACGGAGGGAGUUGGAGAAGGGGCAAUCAAUGAGGGGGGUCCCACAAGGGAAUUUUGUACUCUCGUCAUGGGACAACUCCAACGCCACACCAUUUUGAAGGUCCUGAGGAGUAGGACAUUGGCCCUGGCAGUGUUGAUACUCAUUACAGAAAGGACUCUACCGGAUGAUCGACAAAAUGCUGAUCAUCUGUUUAGUGCAGGGCUUGGUGUCGCCCCAAUUUUUAUCAGAGCGCCUAUACAGGCAGGUAUGUGGUCUGCAACCUCUCCCUGCCUGUAUAGAGGAUAUUUGGGGUCACACCCUGAAGGCCAAGCUCCAAAACAUUGCUGAUGCGACAAACAUCGAAGAGGCCAGAGAGGCAGUGGAGGAGGCCACAGAGGAGCUCUCGCUUUUGGGCUCCUUGCAAUAUGUCCAAAACAUGACACAGAGGGAUGAGCUCCUGGCGGCCGCCCUUCACCAUUAUGUCGAUGGAUGCAAGGUGGAAGCCCUCCAACAGAAGCACGCUGAAGUUGGGGGAUGUGUUGGCCUUUGCCACUGGCCUUCAGAAGAUGCCUGCAGCAGGCUUUCCAACACAGCCACAACUGCAGUUCCUCCACCCGGAGGACGGGCCAGCAACUUUUCCGACGGCCAACACCUGUGCCUUUAUUCUGAGGCUGCCAGUGUUUCCGACCUAUGAGAAGUUUGAAGGCGCCAUGGAAAAUGGCAUAAGCUGGGCUGGCCAAUUUGGGGUAGCUUAGAGAAAAGUUUGAUGUGUGGAAGUAUUAUGUAUUUUGAAAGUUAACUCUUUGUGUCUCCUCUGUGUUUACUUACUGCCCUGUGUGUUUUCCCUCCAUUUUUAAUUCCCCCCCCCCUGUAUAUAAAUCCUGGUAUUCUGUCCUGUUCUUGUUGGUUCUUUGUUUGACAUGUCACAAAGUUCAGUUUUUUCCGUGUGGUUUUAUGUUGCCGUUUUGUUGAAUAUACAUUUUUGGAAAAUGUU